Ochlerotatus camptorhynchus is the source of this 6132-nucleotide messenger RNA. It is a transcript of the gene C3G, whose product is annotated as C3G guanyl-nucleotide exchange factor. The transcript is spliced from 15 exons. Lineage: Eukaryota; Metazoa; Arthropoda; Insecta; Diptera; Culicidae. Gene Ontology annotation, molecular function: guanyl-nucleotide exchange factor activity. Gene Ontology annotation, biological process: positive regulation of GTPase activity; Ras protein signal transduction. The record is from RefSeq and is a predicted model, not a curated record. Gene Ontology annotation, cellular component: plasma membrane. The coding region runs from base 101 to 4990 and encodes 1629 amino acids.
UUUGCAAUCGAUUAUCGUCGCCUGGGAGAGGAUGGAUUUCAAGUGAACUGAACUAGUUUCAAACUUUGCAUAGAUACAUCAAGAUUUCACACGAGACAAGAUGCCGGAGUUUGACGACACGUUCCUGUUUGAGUGUGCCAAAUUCGAGAAGAAAAAGUGGAAAUCCUACAACAUUAGCCUCCGGCCGAGUAGCAUAGUGCUGAAGAGUGUGAGCAGUUUCAGUCCUGGUGUGAAUGAAAAUAACAACAACAACAUCAACAAUAGCAGCAGCAGCAAAAAGUAUCUGCUGGAAAAUGACGGUGUAAUUGUGGGUGGCCUGAGACCAACCAGCGACCCAAAUGGGGAGCCGGUGGUGCUGAGAAAACGUGACCACUCCAAGCAACAACAGCAACAGCAGCACCGUAAUGGAGCCGUCAGUUAUCUGUAUUCUAGUGUGAGUCCGAUUCGUGAGAAGAUUCUCGGGUACAACUUCAAACGCCACUCGUACAGUCCAGGGUUGUUUGCGGCAGCAGCAGCUGCCUCUGGCGGCGACUUAACACCAGUGCCAUCUUUCGGAGAAUAUUGUGAUAACGGAACGAUUACCCAAAGUUCGAAUAACAUCUCGGCAUCGGCCGGAGCGACCCCACGGAACAGUGGCAGCAGUACCGCUAGCAGCAAUUGUGCCAACUCCGCCAACACGACGACUCCGGUGGCGUCCGCUGGCAAUAACGUGACUUCUCCGGCGACGCCUGCAGUCGAAAACGGUGGCGGCGAACGGUCGGCUUCCAUAACGCCCGGUGGCCCCGGGUCUUCCGGUCACAAGGGCAGCAUCCGCGGUAACAAACUGGCCCGGCGGGCACGUUCCUUCAAGGACGACUUCCUGGAGAAGAUCUCCCAGAUACGGACCCCGACCAGUACGAUGACGAGGUCACACUCGCCAAACAGUCCCAGGAGUGGAAGCAGCAAUCGGAGCAGUGGCAAAUCCGGACAUGGCGAUGACCUGCUGGGUAGUACCAAACCGGUACAGGAUCUGUCCUACCACGUGAGACAGGUGAAGAACGCCCUGACCCAUUUCAAGGAUGUAAUACUGAAGAACAAGCUGGAGAUGUUGCCCGGCAACGGGACCGUAGUGCUGGAGUUGAUUGCCAAUGUCCACACGGCCCUUCAAUCGUACACGCUGAACGAAAACAGCAGCGCCCUGAUCAAUGCCACCAACCAUGUCUACAUGUCCCUCGGGAACCUGCUGAAACUCUGUGAUGAAGUGCUUCUGACCGCCGAAAACGAGAACUGUCCCUCGCUGAGCAAGGAGAACGUCAAGGAGAUCGUCGAACUGGUCGACAAUGCCGUCAACAAUCUGGUCAACCUGGCCAACGAGAAAAUCUCCGACAAAGCUGCAGGCAGCACCCCCGGCAACAACUCUUCCAACACGCUGCAACGACCGGCCGUAGACAUCGCCAGCCAGCGAACGUCCCUGCCGGAUAUUCCGCUUACCCCGCGGGAGCGGGACAUUCUAGAACAAACCUCGAUGAAAACGGUCCGCGCUUCCCACAGUACCGAGAGCAUUCUCCGCGAUUCUAGUCCUCCCCCGAAACCACCCCUUCCGGACCGAGGUCAGGACCCACCUCCGUUACCCCCGAAACGAAAGAGCCAACACUCGAAGAACCACUCCUUCCACGAUACGUCCGAUUGCAAUUCGGAUUCCACCUUCCUGGGCUGUGGGGCACUGGACCGGAUGUCCCUGCGAUCACGCUCCCCGGAAGAUAACUCUAGUCUGCUGAGUGCCAGCGCUGGUUCGCUGGACUCGGCCUUGAAUCACUCCCGCGAGGAGGAAGAACUCCGAGCGCUCACACAGGACAAGUCAUCCAUACUGGCCGGUCAGAUCGGUGCAAAUAGUUCCACCGUAUGGGACGAAGCGGAUUGUUCCGGAAUGUUGCUGCAGAGCGGUGGCGGUCCGAUCCUGACCGACACCACCAUCCUGAACAACCGCAAUUCCAACGAAUCGGGCUUCGAAUCGAUGUACUCGCUUCGCAUCAGCCGGGAUCAUCAGACCAGCAGCAGUACUUCGUUCAAAUCGGCUGCCUUCGCUGCUAGCAGCAGUACCAAUGCUAGCUCUCAAAUUCUCCUUCACCAUCAACAGCAGCACCACCACCAUCACCAACAGCAACAGCAGCAACAUCAGAAAAUUGACACCUUCGUGACGCAAGCCAGUGGAGAUGGUGGGGACGUGGUGCUCAGUUCGACAACCACUACGGAGAUCUCCAGCAGUCGGGUACAAACGGCUAGUCUUUCCAAAACGAUACAGUACGGUAGCAUCGAAGCGAACGACGAGGUCUUUGGGGGCAGUGAAUCUGGAGUUGGAGGCAGUGGCGACAAACCGCCGGCCCUUCCGAUCAAAACCCGGCAGCACAGUAUUAGACGGGAGCGACACAAUUCGCAGUACGACAACGUGGAUGAUGCGGAAAUGGAAAAAAGCUCCCAGGACACGUUCAACUCCUGUUCGCUGCAUCAGACCGGCUUCCACCAUCACAGCCGGCAGCAGAUCAUUAACAACCUACCGAGUAAGCAUAUCAGCUUGAUCGAACCGCGCCAUAUGAAUCAUUUCAGCGAAGAGCCGCCACCCCUGCCGAUGAAAAAGAAGCACAUUAUGGCUUACAUGGAAAUCUUCGGCAGUGCAACGCAGAACCAGGAGUUUAUGCGACACUCGGUACAUACGUACAACCUGUCGCCUCACUCCGGCAGCGAAGGACAACAACAGCAUCUUCAGCUUCAUCAUCAUCAGCAGCAGCAACACCAUCAGUCAUCGUCGACGACGGUGUCGAUGACGAGUGGGACUAGCAGUCACAGUCUCAAUCACAGUCAGACGAUGAGUCUAUCGCCAUCGCGCAACACUGCGCCUCCAAUUUCGCCGCCAAGCUCUCCAGGCUUGAACGUGAAACCGCCGGCUCUGCCUCCGAAACGGCAGCGCAUCAACAGUAAAACACCGAGCAUCACCUCGACCCCGCCAGCUAGUCCCAAGGUUUUCGGCGGCUCCGAUCACCAGCAUCAGCCAUCAUCUCCAUCACCAUCGUCACAGUCCCAGCAUCACAACAGCUGCUCAUCGCCCUCGCCAUCGUCGACAUCCGUCGGUACUCUACUACCGACACCUCCGCCAAAGAACCAAUCCCUGCUGAUAUCCAACAACGAUCUGCAUCAGCCACCAUCGUCACCGGCAGCCGUAACCAAAAUCAAGGUACCGUCUGUGUCCGGAGACGAUCCGCACCAGCCAUCGUCUAAUCGUAGUACUACUCCUACCACCACCCCUCUUACUACUUCUACCACCCACAACGCUUCCUCCAACUCUCAGCAACAGUAUAACAGUUUCCAUAACAGCUGCAGUAGCCAUAACAGCCAUAACAAGUUAGCUAGCAAUAACAUCCACAACGCGAACAACGUUGGCGGCGGCGGAGGUAAGCCGUCUUCGUCCGAGGACGAUUAUCUGCUCCUGUGCGACACAACAACGACGGCACACCAGCAUCCGCGGUCCCCAUCAGAUGCCGGUGGCGUAGCGACGAAUCUCAAUAGUUCUAGUAACAGUAGUAAUCUAGUCAACAGCAGCAAUAACAGUACCACCACGGGCGCCCGUCCCAGGAACAAGGAGGACAACGUCAACCACGACGACCGGGACGAUGACGACGGCGAGGUUGAGGUGGUACUGCGGCGCAAUAACAAGAACGGCAUCACGCUGAUCGAACAGCAACAGUCGAUCAAUCUGAUGGAAGAACUGGACAUCAGCAACUAUCUGGUCUUCAAGAAGGAGAACGAAGACGGCCCGGACGUGAAGGGUGGCCAUCCGGAUGCCCUAAUCAUCCACGCCACCAAGGUGCAGAAGAUUUCCGACGUCACUGAUGAGUUUUUAGAGGACGGUAAGCGCCCGAAACCCGCCUACGGAGAAGCCUUCAUCACGACGUUCCGAACGUUCAUUUCGCCGCUGGAGCUGAUCCAGAAGCUGACGUACCGUUACUCGUUGUUUCACUGUCAGAUGGUCGACGGCAAGCAGAAAGCGGCCAAGGAGUCCUUCUCGCUGCUGGUGCGAGUGGUCAACGAUCUAACCUGCCCGGAUCUGUCGCGUCGGUUGCUGGAGAUCCUGAUGAACUUUGUCUACCAACUAGUCUGCGCCGGCCACCUGACGAUGGCCAAGCUGCUCCGGGUGAAGCUGAUCGAAAAGGUAUCGCUGUACAAGCAGAAACAACCGAAGGAACCCAGUCUGAUGGCGCCGUCCUCCCGAUCGGUCAUGACCUCGCCACCGUCGCUGCUGGACCUCAAGUCAGCCGAAAUAGCCGAACAGAUGACCCUACUGGAUGCGGAACUGUUCCAAAAGAUCGAAAUACCCGAGGUACUCAUCUGGGCCCAGGAACAGAACGAGGAGCGGUCCCCGAAUCUGACCACGUUUACCGAGCAUUUCAACAAGAUGUCCUACUGGGCACGAUCGCAAAUUCUCAAACAGGAAGAUGCCAAAGAUAGGGAAAAGCACGUGAUCAAGUUCAUCAAGAUAAUGAAGCAUCUGCGGAAGAUCAACAACUACAACUCGUAUCUGGCGUUGCUGUCGGCGCUGGAUUCGGCACCGAUCAGGCGAUUGGAGUGGCACAGGACGAUCACCGAGGGUUUGAAGGAGUACUGCGCCCUGAUCGAUUCGAGUUCCAGUUUUCGGGCCUAUCGUCAGGCUCUGGGUGAAACCAACCCGCCCUGUAUACCGUACAUUGGUCUCGUGCUGCAAGAUCUAACCUUCGUACACAUCGGGAAUCCGGAUUCGCUUCAGAAUGGAUCAAUCAACUUUUCGAAACGUUGGCAACAGUACCACAUAGUGGUCAACAUGAAGCGCUUCAAGAAGGGAUCGUACCAAUUCAAGAAGAACGAGAAAAUCAUCGGAUUCUUCGACAACUUUGAGAACUACUUUGACGAGGACGCCAUGUGGCAGAUAUCGGAGAGCAUCAAGCCACGUGGCGGGCGCAAGGCCAACGUCAACAGCAAUUAGUACAAGCUGAACUGUCUGAAAGGCAGCGACGAACACGAACAGGUGAUGAUGGCUGAGCAGCAGCAGCAACAGUCGGAGCUCCAACUACGGAAGGACACUGCUGCGCAGCUCAGCCGGAACUAAACAGAGAAACACUAACAGAGGUAAUCAAAAAACACACACACACAUUAAUGCCAAAUAUGCUCUUUUCUCUUAACGUAAGCUGCAGUAGCAGGACGACCUGCCUGCCCUCGAAUGCACAUUACGUGAGAAAUUGUGUUGAAUUUGCUGUAUACUUUCGGUGGCAAAUGAAAAGUAUUUUCUGUUCCCGUAACAGAAGUGUUAUUUUAGCUUUUUAUAACCCAAAUUUUUAGUACAUUCUUAGAUGAGAUUAAAUUGUCCCUGAACGUAUUUCUUUUUCCUGUACUGGAGGGAAGCAAAACGAGUGAAACUGUGGAUAGAGGACAUGUUUUAUUUAUAUCGUACCAUUAUGCCCACAAACACACACACGCAAGUAUAAUAUGAGGCAUUUUCUUAGGUAAUAUAAAAUUGUGUAAAUAACGGAAAGCAAGCGUGUGUUGUUAUGUGGUAGUAGUGAGACAAAAAUUCAAGCAAAAAUAUCAAACAAUAGUACUCUAGAAAACGAAAACAUAGAACUAGUGAUACACAACCGACAUCAACAAAUACACAUACACAUACACAAAACAACCAAAACAAGAAUCUAAAUAAAUUUCUUUUUUCGAAACGUAGCACCUGGUAGUGUUUCAGCUUCUGUUGGUUUUGUUUUCUUUCGAAAAUUGCCCAUAUCCUUCGUCUUCCAUCGCUUAAUCUUCAUCUUUUAAGUGUUCAUUUUUGAUCCGUUUCUAUUAUGCGUGCUUCUAUUGAUUCGUUUGAUUAUCCUCUCUGCCUUUCAACACACGCACACACCGACUACAACACUUGAAACAUGUAGGAAAUCGUAAUCAACCAACCAAUGUAGCGAAGAAGAAUGCCGUCUUAGUGCAAUGAAUAAUAUAUGCGAAACAACGAAUCAAAUCAACAUUAACAUUAACAUGAAAUCAAGAAGUAGGUACUACAACAACCCAGUGCCGGAACAUUCCUAGUAAACUGCUAGCAAUUGCUGAUGGCGAUCAGCUCUCUUUCCCUAUAGCAUCCUGUCUGCG